UCCAGCCAGCCCCUCUCUCUCUCUCUCGCUCGCUCUCUCUCUCUCGCUCUCUCUCUCCCUCUCUCCGUCUCUCUCUCUCUCUAUCAGCCUCUCACUCCGUCUCAAUAUGUCUCAAGAUGGCGGCCAAUGCGGGAUCGAUGUUUCAAUAUUGGAGGCGCUUUGAUUUGCAGCAGCUGCAGAGAGAACUGGAUGCCACCGCUACGCUACUGGCCAACAGACAAGAUGAGAGUGAGCAGUCCAGGAAAAAACUCAUCGACCAGAGCCGCGAAUUUAAGAAAAACACACCAGAGGAUCUUCGCAAGCAGGCAGCUCCACUGCUGAAGAGUUUCCAGGCCGAGAUUGACGCAUUGAGUAAAAGAAGUAAAGAAGCAGAAGCUGCCUUCCUGAACGUCUAUAAGAAGCUGAUCGAUGUCCCGGAUCCGGUCCCCGUGUUGGAGCUCGGCCAGCAGCUGCAGCUGAAGGUGCAGAGGAUGCACGACAUCGAGACGGAAAACCAGAAGCUCCGGGAAACACUGGAGGACUACAACAAAGAGUUCGCCGAGGUCAAGAACCAGGAGGUCACCAUUAAAGCACUUAAGGAGAAGAUUCGGGAGUACGAGCAGACGCUGAAGAACCAGGCGGAGAACCUGGCACAAGAGAAGGAGCAGCAGCUCCACAACGACUAUGCAGAGAAAGAGAGGAAGUUGCAGGAGUCACAGGAGUCCAUGGCCUCCAGGCUGGAGGAGGCAGAACACAAGGCCCAGAACCUACAGACAGUACUUGAAACAACUCAGGCAGAGCUAUUUGACCUGAAGACCAAGUAUGACGAGGAAUCCACAGCAAAAGCCGAUGAGAUUGAGAUGAUCAUGACCGACCUGGAGCGAGCCAAUCAGAGAGCGGAGACAGCAGAGAGAGAGGCCGAAGCACUGAGAGAGCAGCUCACUUCAGCCAACAAAUCCCUGCAGCUGGCCACUCAGAUCCAGAAAGCUCCAGACAUGGAGCAGGCGGUGGAGGUGGUGUCCCGUUCCAGUCUGGAGGCGGAGCUGAGCGCCAAGGAGAGGGAAAUGGUGCAGCUGGUGGAGGAUGUACAGAGACUGCAGGCCAGUCUGGCCAAACUCCGCGAGAACUCCUCCUCUCAGAUUAGCCAGCUGGAGCAACAGCUCAGCGCCAAGAGCGCCACGCUCAAGCAACUGGAGGAGAAGUUGCAAGAGCAGGCCGACUACGAGGAGGUGAAGAAAGAGCUGAGUAUCCUUAAGUCUAUGGAGUUUGGGCCGACUGAGAGUGCAGCAGUGCAGGACUCGUCUAAGCCACUGGAGGUGCUACUGCUGGAGAAGAAUCGUGGUCUUCAAUCUGAGAAUGCUUCCCUGCGCAUCGCCAACACCGAGCUGAGCGGGCGCUACACAGCUCUCCAGGUGGAGUUUUCGGCUGCGGUAAGGACCAGCGCUGAGCAGAAGGAGCUCAUCCUCAAACUCGAGCAUGAUCUGAGCACCAUCCAGACCAUGUCCUCCCUGUCCCGCCCUGACGCUGAGGGGGCCGAUCUGAGUGGCAUGGACCAAAUCCCAGAGCCUAUUAAGGAGGCCACAGCCCUGUUCUCAGGUAUGGGCAGCUCCUCUCAGGCUGAGCUUCCUCAGGGUCAGAUGGACUCUCUGCUGUCCAUCAUCUCCAGUCAGAGAGAGAGAUUUCGAGCUCGUAACCAGGAGCUGGAGGCUGAGAGCCGCUCUAUGCAGCAGACCAUGCAGGCCCUGCAGAGUGAGCUAGACAGCCUGCGGGCCGACAACAUCAAAUUGUAUGAGAAGAUCAAGUUCCUCCAGAGCUACCCGACCCGAAGUGGAGGGACUGAUGAUACAGUGAUGCGCUACUCUUCACAGUAUGAGGAGAGACUGGACCCCUUCGCCUCCUUUAGCAAGAGGGAGCGCCAGAGACGUUACCUGAGCCUCAGCCCAUGGGACAAGGCCACCCUCAGUCUGGGUCGUGUCAUCCUGUCCAAUAAAAUGGCCAGAACUGUUGCUUUCUUCUACACCCUCUUCCUUCAUUGCUUGGUCUUUCUGGUUCUCUAUAAAACGGCCUGGAGCGAGAGCAUCGGUCGGGACUGUUCUGCUUUCUGUGCAAAGAAGUAUGCGGAUCACGUCCACCGUUUCCAUGAGAACGCGGAAAACGGAGACAUGUGGCAGUGAUGUCGGCUGGUGCUGCACACACAAAACACGAGGAGUUUCUAGUCACCGAGUCUUAGUGCUGCAUUCACAGGGUUCAGAGUUAGAAAAUCUACUCAACAAUUCAGAUGUAACCGUUUAUCCGGCUCAGUUUCAGACUGAGAGCAGAUGAACUUUCAUUAACCGCCCUUGAAUAUAGCAUGAAGACAUAAGCCUCAUGUCCCUGUCCUCCCUUCAGCUCUCUGCAGUAGCUGCUCACGACCACUAGAGGACAGACGUGUAUUGUGUUAGUGCUUUGAUUUGAUUUAGACCAGUGAGUCCAGCGACAAUCAUUAACCAGAAUUCUCAUCCAGCCUGAAAUCACUAAAGAAACAGGAUGACCAUGAUUGAUUACUAUGAAUCUAAUCAAUGAAAACAUGAUCUUUAUUUUAUUUUAAGGUAGUGAAUCUUUAGAAGAAGGGGACCAGCUUAUUACUCACUAUUAAAUGAUUUGCUAUUAUAGGGAAAGAUAAAUAUUACAGUAUGUGGUUAAAGAUUAACAGGUGGUGGAAGUUCAGUUACAUUAGAUAAUAGUUUACAAUGCUGUGUGUGGCUGAUUAUUUAUGGCAAAUCUCGUUACAUUAAAUCACAGCUGUCCUGUUUAUCUCCAUUAAUCUCCACCCUUAAGCGAUUUUAGGGGUGUGGGGUCAUUAUUAUACAGUUGUAUGCAUAAGUUUGGGCACCCAUGAUCCAGUGACAUGCUUUAUUGUUUUUCAAAGUGAGAAUAUAUUCUGUAGAAAGUGCACAUUUUAAUGCACAAUUAAGGUUUAUUUGCUGAAUUUUACAUAUACUGGGGGGAAAAAACCAAGCUAUGACAUGUACAAAAGUUUUUGCACAUUUUAUAUUUUAGUUGUUUUUUUCCCUUAAUAUGUUAAACUCAAAUAAAUAGAAAUUCUGUCAUUUUUACUCAGAAAAUCAUCUAAACCUAAUUUGAACAUAAUUAAAUCAGAGGUGUUUAAACUUCUGCAUAUGACUGUAUCUUGUUUGUUUCUAUGCAGUAUCUUAUUUAGUAACAUAUGAAGGUUAUGGUAUAUUAAUCCCCAGCUUUAGAGUCCAUUAACAAGUUUAAACUGGAUAAGGACUCAUUUAGUGGAGCUUUAAAAGCGCAGACAGACUUAAACCUCUAACGCAACGUGGCAAUGAUUGACCAGUGGUUUAUAUUGACCAGUAGGUAUCGGCCGGGGAUGUGAACAGGUUGUAUGGAUGCUUUGUUAGAGAUAAACACUUGUGUUUAGAAGAUGCUGCUGUUUUUCUGUGGACACACAGAUGGUUCUGCUGGUCGUAUCUGUGCAUCACACUAUGAUCUGAGAUGUACUCGGUGUCUAGUACAAGUCUGGAUAGGCUCCGUUCUCCUGUUAGCUCAGUCAGCAGCUGUAACUCUGUCUUGCUUUCUCUUCCUGCGCUUUCUAUUAGUAGCCAAUAAAGCUGUUAAGCAUC
Molecule: messenger RNA, 3605 nt
Organism: Pygocentrus nattereri (red-bellied piranha)
Lineage: Eukaryota; Metazoa; Chordata; Actinopteri; Characiformes; Serrasalmidae
Gene: cux1b
Product: cut-like homeobox 1b
Exons: 23
Coding region: 117-2153 (678 amino acids)
Biological process (GO): intra-Golgi vesicle-mediated transport
Cellular component (GO): Golgi membrane
Source: RefSeq, a predicted model, not a curated record